Molecule: messenger RNA, 1853 nt
Organism: Radiomyces spectabilis
Lineage: Eukaryota; Fungi; Mucoromycota; Mucoromycetes; Mucorales; Radiomycetaceae
Product: putative methyltransferase-domain-containing protein
Exons: 2
Coding region: 206-1672 (488 amino acids)
Source: RefSeq, a predicted model, not a curated record
AAAAGCAUAAAAACUAGGUGAGUCCUGAAAGGCAAACCAGGAACCCGCACUUUUCUUGUUUUUCGUAACUGACAAUGUCGUAUUUUCUUUUUGCCAUCACCAUGGUUGCCAUUGUUACCGUUGCUCUUCAUUACAGUACCUGGCUCACCGGGCCAUUCCAAGCCCUAUUUCAGCGAAACUCAUUCAACUUGUUAUCCUUGUUGCCAUGCUGCUAAAGGCCAUUAUUGUCAGUGACGCGCCCAAAUUAGCGACAUCCAGUUGCAUCAUUCAAAGAAGCUCGAGUCGUCGAAAGCCGCUGUCAACUUCUUCCGUCCCUCCUCGAGCCUCACGAACCAAUGUCGACAAACAGACAACCACGACGGACGGCGACUUUUACCAAGUCCUCCAACGCUACUCGACAUUGUACCGCAUCGUCUUGGCCCGGCCCAUGAGCAACGGUUUGAUACUCGACGAAUGGCAACGCAUUUACAUCCAGGUGGUCAACGAACUUGGGUUGCUCCUCGACGGAGAGAAAGCGAAACAGUGUUGCAUGCGAUUAUCUUGUAGGUUGUUGGUGAAAGGCCCUGAAGGUUUUGUGCAAGAUCCCAACUAUCAUAUGGAAACGCGUGGUUCCCUUUACGAUGCAUGGGAAACAAUGGACGGCCUCACUUCAUCCAAUUGGCCGGGAUUUUACGACAGUGGUUCAGGAAGUAUCGAUGUUCGCAUUGUCGCCACCCAUAGUAAGGUCAGCCAAAAGGCGUGCUGUCCGCCAAAAUCGAUCUAUAUCCAUAUUUCUCCAGUAUUUGAAGAGCCGUAUUCUUUCCACGCGUUACCGCUCGUGAUAGGACCCGUCGAAGUCGAAGCAGAGAAGAGUGCACGGACAAAUGAUACCUGGGGUGCCGAUAGACAAUCCAAGGCAAUGCAUCGCGCGUUUUGUUUGGAUCAGACAUCCAUGUCGGUUUUCCUCAUUAAAGAAGGAUGGAUGUGCGGAACACCGGGGAAAAUGUGGGAUUCAGCUCUCGUGCUCUCGGAUAUGCUGGUCAAUCGGAUCCGUCAUCAGCCGCAGUAUCUUGAACACCGUCGAAUCAUUGAUCUAAGCGCAGGUACAGGUUCGGUCGGGUUAUUAAUUUCCAGUAUAUACCAACGAUGGUUCCCCGAUCGGAUGCCUCAGAUCACCCUUACAGAUUUACCUGAAGCGCUUUCGCUGAUUGAAUUUAACAAGAACCUCAACUUUAACAGUGACAUCAACGCCAACGUGCGCAUCGAACCACUGGAAUGGGGCAACAUCGAUCAUACCACUCACAUUGCCAACUCUGGGCCUGUGGAUCUCAUUAUUGCCUCGGAUGUCGUUUAUAACCCGUCAUGCUUCAGUUUACUCGUACAAACAUUGGAAACCCUGAGUACUCCCGGAAGGACCGUCAUUUACCUCGGAUAUAAGCGGCGUGGUUUGAAGGAAGAAGAUGAAGAUCAAUUCUUCAAACUUUGUUCAGCGAACUUCCACAUUAGUUUGGUGCAAAAGAACCAGAUGUCCGAUGGGUUUGGCGACUGGGAACGAGAACAAGCACCACUCGUGAGAGAUAGCGAUGAUGGUAAAGGAUGGAUGGGAAUCUUGCCUUCUGGUCGUACUUCUUCUCUGGGGAAUCCCCAAGAAACCGGUGUCCGUGUCUAUCGCCUAACCAAGAAAAUCAAUUAAGCCCUUUCUCUUGGAUCCUCCCGCUAUCUAUCUAUCUAUCUUUCUUGUGAAUUUUUUCCUUUUCUUUUGCUCCCUGUGCUCUCGCUUUUCCCCUUUGCUUUGUUUUGUUUUGUUUAUACAAAUUAACACCAGUCUCUCGCCUUUUUUAGAUUAAUAUCUCCAAUAAAAUAGAUCGUAAUAC